AUGGAGGUAUCAUUAUCGAGAUUCCGGGGCGACGAAGGCGCGAAGAAAGCGGAUACCGUCAGAGAUAAGUUGCAGGAGAUCCUCGGUAAUGAGGCGACCAUUAUCAGGCCAGUUGCCAAAGGGGAGCUUAAUAUUACAGGUCUCGAUGAUUCUGUCACGGUCGAGAAGGUUAUUGACGUUGUUGCUGGUGUCGGCAAUUGUAGGUUAAACAGCGUUAAAGCCGGGUUAAUUCGACGCAUGACUAAUGGUCUGGGUGCUGUGUGGGUGCAGUGUCCCCUGUCCGCUGCGAUCGAAAUAUCUUCCCGCAACAAUAUUAAGAUUGAAUGGUCCACAGUUCGAGUGAAACUAUUGCAAGCAAAGCCUGUGCAAUGUUUCAGGUUUUGGCAAUUUGAGCAUGUUCGCAACACUUGUCCGUCGGAGGUGGACCGUAGCGGGCACUGUUUUAGGUGCGGCGGUGUAGGGCAUUUGGCGCGCGAUUGCUUCGCGGAUCCUAGGUGCGUUGUGUGUAUCGACCAAGGUAAAGCCGGUAACCAUCGUCUUGGCUCUGACAAGUGCCAGAUGAGCGGGAGUGAGGAAAGGCCGAGUCGACCUACUUGGAGAGACACACCGGCGUGGAGGGCUGGACCUGCAGUUCUUGAACUAUGA
This is a messenger RNA of Temnothorax curvispinosus, 645 nucleotides long. RefSeq lists its product as uncharacterized. Gene Ontology annotation, molecular function: zinc ion binding; nucleic acid binding. NCBI's taxonomy places the organism in Eukaryota, Metazoa, Arthropoda, Insecta, Hymenoptera, Formicidae. The transcript has a single exon. The coding region runs from base 1 to 645 and encodes 214 amino acids. The record is from RefSeq and is a predicted model, not a curated record.